Molecule: messenger RNA, 1209 nt
Organism: Cyphomyrmex costatus
Lineage: Eukaryota; Metazoa; Arthropoda; Insecta; Hymenoptera; Formicidae
Exons: 1
Coding region: 1-1209 (402 amino acids)
Source: RefSeq, a predicted model, not a curated record
AUGUGCAACGAAAACAUCCAAAGAUGGACCGACAAGGUGAUGCUGAAAAUUAUCGAAAGCCUUGGAUUGGAUAUUAGCGAAACUCGAUAUGAGUUACUUAAACUUCCUGGUUAUUUUAUUAUGUCCCACAUGUACCGUGUACGUCUGCAAUUUGAGAACAAAGCAAGCAAACAGAACGAAGAACUAUCUAUGAUACUAAAGAGACCCAUGUCAGCCAGUUUUAGUCAAAUAGCUCGUAUUGAUCUUCAAUUUCGCAACGAGAUUCUGUUCUAUCAAAUGUACAGCCAACCGGGUGAGAAUUACGCGAGAUGCUUCUACUUUGAAGAACGACCGCCUACCGAUUCUGUAAUCGCCUUGGAAAAUAUCAACGAACAAGGAUAUUAUCCUUAUCCACGUAAAUAUGACCCUCCAAUCGAAUACACAUUAGCGGCGAUGCGUGAGCUGGGACGAUUUCAUGGCAAAGGAUAUGUCAUGAAGGAAAUGCAGCGAGAGAAAUUCUUCGAUAUCGUGGCGCGAAUUCAAGAAGUUCGAUACACAAAGAGGACGGAGAGUAUCUACGAGUUUCAGAGCGACAUUAAGGCUUUACGAGUGGUGGAAUAUCUUCGCAGUCAGGGUCAUGAUGCAGUUUUUUGUGAUAAAAUGGAAGCGAUACUUUCGAACGCGUUUGACAAAGUAAUGAUGAAGACGGUGCAGCCCCAUGAACCCUUGGCCACGUUGUGUCAUGGUGAUUUUACGUUGAACAACAUUCUCUUCAAGACAGAAAACGAUGGACGAUAUCGCGCAAUGCUAAUUGAUUUCGCGCUUAUCACGUACUCGACCCCCGUCGUUGAUCUAUCCACUUAUUUUUAUUUAUGUUGUUCCAACGAAAUGAGGAACGAGAAAUUUUCCGUGUUUAUGCGAGCCUACCAUGACUCACUCAAGGAAUAUCUAUUGGACGCUGGCAUACAGGAUAUUGAGAAAUACUCGUAUAACGCUUUGUUGGACGAUUACAAGAGAGGUGCUCUUUUUGGUUUUGUUGUUAUGUGCAUCUUUAUACCGACGAUAUUGGGAUAUCUUAGUCCAGAUAUACUAGUGCAAGAAAUAGUAGAUUUGGGUCCUUUGGAAGCUAUGAAGAAACAGAGACACGCCGGCGGAGACGAAGUAUCUAAAAUACUAGCUGAUUCCUUGCUGCAUAUGAGAGAUUUUGGCUGUCUGAAUCAUAUUUUAUAA